Messenger RNA from Seriola aureovittata, 1766 nucleotides. RefSeq names its product la-related protein 6-like. The record is from RefSeq and is a predicted model, not a curated record. NCBI's taxonomy places the organism in Eukaryota, Metazoa, Chordata, Actinopteri, Carangiformes, Carangidae. The transcript has 3 exons. Gene Ontology annotation, molecular function: mRNA binding. The coding region runs from base 480 to 1766 and encodes 428 amino acids. Gene Ontology annotation, cellular component: nucleus.
UGUGCUUUGAACAUGUUGGAAUGACAUGCAGCAACAGUAAAAUGUUUUCAUUUAAAUGCUAAUUACUGUUUUAUACUUUAGUGCUGCCAUGAAUUGUGUAUUUGGUCCGGCAAUAUCAUAAUUUUCUUCUGAUUUGAUUGUGCACUUAACUCUGAACCGCACGCUGCAGAAAUUCACACCUAUAAUGACGCUGUUGUUCUUUUGUUUUAUGAUAAUAAUACUGAUAUGCUGGGGUUAUUUCUGUUGCGCCGUAAUUUCAGCAGUGAUAAUAUUCUGUUUAUGAAAGCUUCUAGUUUGUUUACAUGACAGUGCUUCUCCUUUUUUAAACACACACAGGGGAGUAGCUUUGUGUUAUUGUCAGUGGUAGAUGUAUGAUUGUGUGAUGUGGAAUCUUGGUUGUUGCAGCAUCAUAUGAUUUUGUUUUGGAUCCCACAGAACCAACCAACAUCACUUUGGCUGUAUGAAUUGUGUCCAGGUGCAUGUUUUUUUUUUUCUUCAGCUCUUAUGAAGCCUGCUGCUUUUCCUUAAUACUUAAAACAGCCCAAACAACACUGCAGCUUAGUGACCCGUUAUCCCUAACCUCAGGAGACACCAUGAGCAAUCCAACUGGAGAUGAUUCACAAUCUGCCAAAGAUGAGGAAGAGCGAAAUGGUGAGUUGCUGUGCUUCAAGAUUAAAGCCCAUUUGGAGGAUCUGUUCUCCAACAGUCACCUGGCAGAGGAUGGCUUCCUGCUUAAACAUGUGCAGAAGAACAAGCAGGGCUACGUGAGUCUCAAGCUCCUCACUUGUUUGAAAAAGAUAAAGGCCCUGACCACAAACUGGUACAUGACUCUAGCAGCAGCAGAGCGCUCAGACCUUCUCGAAGUGAAUGAUGAGCGCACCAAAGUGAGGCGGAUAGAGCCACUUCCCCGAUGGCUGCUGUGUUCCCCCAGCAGCAAGCUCCUCCUCGUCUGGAACAUUUGUGAGGAGCAAACCGGAGAAGACAGAGCAGCCCGAGGCCUGGAGCGACUUUCCCUCUCAGAGAGGAUCUUACAGUUCAGAGCUUACAGUGGUGUUACCUCAGUCUGGAUCCUGCAUCCUGGCAAAAUGCUACCUAAGGAGCUGCAGUGCUACGCCAAACGUCACAGAGAGCUUGGCCAACAUUUGUGCGCAGUGGUGAAGUUUGAUAGUUUAGAGGCGGUCCGUAAGACCUACAGUGUCCUGAAAGCAGAAGAAGACAAGUCCAAUGGGAAGGACAUGUGUGUGGUGCCUUUGGGAUUCCAGUCAACGCAUCACAUCAGCAAGGACAAAUCAUCAGAAGACAAAACUGAGGACGAAUCUGUGGACACCCUGUCCCAGAAAAAUCCACUUGAAACCUCAGAGGAUCCGGUCCAGGAGGAACCCUCUUCACCAGCUACGACUCCAGACACAUGUCAGCCCCAAAAUACUUUGAACAGUUCCAUUCAAAGUAGCUGUGAGCAGAUCUCCACCAGCUGCAGCGGCCAGUCCUUCUCUGGGUUGAAUGUGAGGUACAGCAGAAUGAGCUGGUGCUCUGGAGACUGUGAUAAAGAGAGUUUUGGGAUCCCCUGGGUGUUGAGGCGCAAAUUUGCAGCCAGUGCAUUAAACCCCAAAGCACCCGGACUCCCGUAUGCAUCUGGCGUGAUGCAAAGAGUGCUGCGCCAGCCGUUUGGUCCUGACGGCACCAAGGGUUUUCAGGGCAGAGGGAAGCCGCUGAAGCAGAUCAAAGAAAGAAGAGGCGGCUGGAGCAGUACCACCUGUGCUGAAUAA